AUGGGCGUUGUCACUUUUGGGAUGGAGCUUCAAGUCCCACCUGCAAGAAUGUUCAAGGCCUUUGUUCUUGACGACACUCUCAUCCCUGUCCUCCUCCCUCAAACCAUUAAGGAUGUUGUUGUGGUGUGGAAGGCGAUGGCGAUCCCAGCACCGCCGUUGAAGGCGAGUGCUAGCGGGUCUUCUAAAUUUGCCCGCUUCGCUCAUUUUAAUCGCUUCGCAUUAGCAUCUAGACAGUUCAACUCGGUGAAGCACCGGGUCGACGAGCUGGGCAAGGAGAAGCUCAAGUACGCGUACACCAUCGUCGAGGGCGACGCGCUGAUGAAGGAGCUCGAGAAGAUCUCGGAUGAGAUCAACUUCGAGGCGGGUCCGGACAGCGGGUGCGUGUGCAAGAGCAAGAGCAAGUACUACGCGACGGAACGGGGUCGAGAUCACGCAGGAGCAGAUCAAGGCUGGCAGAGAGAGGGCCAUAGGAAUGUUCAAGGCCAUUGA
Molecule: messenger RNA, 489 nt
Organism: Syzygium oleosum
Lineage: Eukaryota; Viridiplantae; Streptophyta; Magnoliopsida; Myrtales; Myrtaceae
Product: major strawberry allergen Fra a 1.06-like
Exons: 2
Coding region: 1-489 (162 amino acids)
Biological process (GO): abscisic acid-activated signaling pathway
Cellular component (GO): cytoplasm; nucleus
Molecular function (GO): signaling receptor activity; protein phosphatase inhibitor activity; abscisic acid binding
Source: RefSeq, a predicted model, not a curated record